This is a messenger RNA of Rhagoletis zephyria (snowberry fruit fly), 6804 nucleotides long. Its product is annotated as cytoplasmic dynein 2 heavy chain 1-like. Gene Ontology annotation, biological process: microtubule-based movement. Gene Ontology annotation, molecular function: dynein intermediate chain binding; minus-end-directed microtubule motor activity; dynein light intermediate chain binding. Gene Ontology annotation, cellular component: dynein complex. Lineage: Eukaryota; Metazoa; Arthropoda; Insecta; Diptera; Tephritidae. The record is from RefSeq and is a predicted model, not a curated record.
AUGCACUUACUAUCGCCGAUUUGUUCCGAAUUUCGUCAGCGCUGCGAGUGGAACUACGAACAGGAGGAGGAUUUCCAAGCUCUGAAGGAACGGCUAUGUACUGCAUCUAUGCUAGCGUAUCCGGUUCCAGGUGCAACAUUUGUUUUGGAUACGGAUGAUAGUGGUUAUGACAUAGGAGGCGUACUGUCGCAGGUAACUGACGGCCAGGAGAAGGUAGUUGCAAUUAAUUAUAUUUUCCAUUAUUCCAGAUUACUGACGCUGCCAUCUGGCUGGCGUAUACAAUUCGGCAGCAAUGUGAAUUUCAUCUUCGAGACAGAUGAGGUGUGUCAUGCUUCACCGGCAACAAUAUCUCGCAUGGGAAUAGUCAAUAUGAAUAAUACAGAUUUUCCGCAAGCACAAAUACUUGAAACCAUGCUAGCCAAGGAAGAGUUUGGCGACCUCGUGUUCAGUUACAUAGAGGAACAAUUUAAGCCGGCCGUACAGUGGGUCGAAAAAGAGUAUCUGUACCAAAGCAGCUCCUUACCCCCUUUAAAUACUUGGAAGCUCCUGCGCGCCUUACUUUUGCGGUUGAGCGCCGUACAAAGUCGCGAUGAGUUUUGUGUGACGCUUUGUCGUACACUUUACGGUUUUUUGCCACCUGAACGACACAAUGAAUUAGCCAAUUUUAUAUUUGAGCGCGCAAAUAUUCACAUCAGUAAUCCAAAUCGUGCAGAAUUGGCAUACUUUAAUAACGAACUCAACACAAUUGAGUUUUAUGAGUCAGAUGCCUUACCAUUAUUUGACGCAAAUGAGCUUAACGGUGGGAUGCAACUCUUACAGACCGCUGCGGUUAAAUCAUAUUUAAGUACGUUACGCACCUACUUAAGUGCUUCCGCUAACACACCAUUCCUAAUUGUGGGCCCGACGGGUUCAGCGAAAACGCUGCUGUUGAUGCAGGCGGUACAGGAGUAUGCUGGCUACAAUAUAAUCAUCGUUAACUGUUCUACGCAGCUUACGACCGCCUACAUCUUACAUUGCUUAAAGCAGAACUGCGUCACUGUGAGUGGUCUACGAGGGCGGGAAUUCAAACCGAAGCAAUUGCGAUUGAUUUUGUUCUUGAAGAAUAUUGAUCUUUGCUACAUCGAUGCAUGGGGUACAAGUGAAGUUAUGGAACUGUUGUUUCAGCUGGUGCAACGCUCCGGUUUUUAUGCAGAAAAUCUGGAAUGGGUGCACAUCAGCGAUUUGCAAAUAUGUGGAUCCAUUUCACAAGCCUCUACAUCAGCAAUAAGCAGCAGUCUACAGAAGCUACCGCGACGAUUUCUCGCAAUAAAUCAAUUCCUUCGCAUUAGUAACCCAAACGAUGCCGACAUGUUCGCCAUAGUUCAAAGUCGGCUGGAGCCUAUAUUAGCAAAUGAACACUUCAAAACGCCGGCAGCAAAUGUGCAGUACGUUGUGGAAGGUUUGAUGGAGUUAUUCAAAAAGUUACAAGCAACGUUCAGUGUAUCUACACAUGGCUGGGAACACUAUAAUUUUAAUCCAAAGUUCGUAAUGAAACUGAUUCACAAUCUGCAUUACUAUCCUGCUGAAACUUUCAAUGAGGCUUUUUGCUCAGAGUUAAUCUCCACAUUCGAAAAUCGCUUGGCCAGUGAUGCUGACGUCAGCGAGUUUCAGAGUAUAUUUAGGCAAACAAUGCGCAAGAUUUACAGCAAAGAGGAAGUAUUCUUCGUCCCCAAGUCGCCAAAACACUGUGUCGAAUUUCGUGCACUCGCACACGAUGAGUGGCAGGAAGAAGUUCAGAAGCAAAUUACUAUUUGUAAUGCUGAGUCCUUUGUAAUCGACGAGCCGAUCACUAGGGAGCUGCUCGACUUGGCUUCCAGAGUGGCGCGAGUCCUGGCGCGCGACGAAACACACUUGUUGAUGAUUGCACGCGCGGGUGGUAGGCAUUUGGAUGCCCUCUAUGUAGCGGCCAAUUUGCAGCAUUCAAAGUUGUAUAUUAUGCAAGGUGGCGCUGGGUAUGGCGUAACGGACUUCUAUAACGAUUUGAAAUUAGCUAUGCAAACCGCGGCAACUGAGAACCAGUGCACCUGUUUGCUCAUCGAUCACUGUUGGAUUACGUUUGCCCCAGACAUAAUGAAGCCCAUUGAAGCUGUACUGGAAGGAAGCGAGAUACUUGAUUUAUUCGGCGAUGACUUGGAAUCGGUAGCGAGUACUCUGAAGCAUGCUGCCCAGUCGGAGGGUUUUCAGGAGUCCCUUGGCGCAUACUUUUUAAAAAGGGCCAAGAAGAAUCUACACCUUAUCAUAACCUUGGAUCCGGCCAACCCAUCCUUAAACAGUUUAUUCAGCAAAUUUCCAGCGCUAUACCGUAACAUGGAUAUAUGUUUUGUACGCACCGCUUCUACUGAAACUCAAAAUCAGCUACCAAAGAAAUUCAUUGAAAUGCUUGCCGAAGGGGCGGGUACUAAAGGCAGUGUACCAGUAUUCUCGUACUUUACUGAUGCUGUAGAAUCUUUAGUAACACAGCAGGCGCCGAAGCGCUACUACCAGUUAAUACGCUCUUACUACUAUAUUUAUUUGAAUUUUGCAAAGGAUAUAAACAAGAGGUUGGAAAAGUUGCAGCACGGCGUCGACAAACUAGCCGCCGCUCAUAACGUUGUAGACACACUCAAAUCCAACGCCAGCCAACAAGAGGAAGCUCUCGCCGACAAACGCAGACUAGCCAAUGAUGCACUCGAAAUGAUUUCAGCCACUAUGAGGAGUGCCAACGAUCAAAAAACUAACAUGCUUGAAUUAAAGAAAAAGGCCCAAGAGAGCAGUGAGCAGUUGAAAGAGCGUCAGAAAGAGAUUCAGCAGGAACUUGCAGAAGUGGAACCCAUACUCGCGGAGGCCAGCACAGCAGUGGGUCAAAUAAAGUCAGAAGCACUCUCAGAGAUUCGAUCGCUACGUGCACCACCAGAGACGAUACGCGAUAUACUCGAGGGCGUGUUGCGGUUGAUGGGCAUACGCGAUACCUCAUGGAAUAGCAUGAAGACUUUUUUGGCGAAACGUGGUGUAAAGGAAGAUAUACGCUCGUUGGACCCAGCUCAUAUCAAUCCGGAUAACUGUGCUGCAGUUGAAAAAUUGUUGAAGGUUAAGGCGGUAUCGUUCGAAAUGAAGAAUGCAAAACGUGCCUCUGCAGCUGCUGCACCACUUGCAGCUUGGGUAAAGGCAAGUGUGCAAUACUCAAAGGUCAUACAGAGCAUACGUCCGUUAGAGCGGGAGCAAACUGAGUUGCAGCAAAACUUGAAUGUAGCCGAGGGCGAAAUGCAACUGCUUAUGAGCGGCUUGGACGAUGUAGAUAAUCGUGUAAAGCAACUGUCGGCAAAAUUGAACUCUUAUACGCAGGAAGCAGCAGUAUUGGAAAUUAAACUAGGCCAAGCGCGAAAGACGUUGAAUGCAGCGGAAGUGCUGAUUGAUAAACUAAGCUCCGAGUUCCACAUGUGGAGUAAGCAAUUGGAAGAAUACAAGGCAUCUCAUAAAACUUUGGAUACCAAAUCUCUGCUAAUUGCGCUAGCUAUCAACUAUUUCUCUCAUCUGACCUUGGAGCGGAGAAGCUUCAGCAUGAAUCGUUUACUUGCCGAACUGCAGCUGAGGCCAUUCGAUUUGCGCAGAAGUUUACUUCCCGAACAGGAACAAAUUAUAUGGGAAAGCAUGGGUCUCGCGUCUGAUGCACAAAUCAUCGAAAACGCUGCGUUACUGCGUCAAAUGAUGGACUUACCUUUCGGAAGCUCCCCAAUACCUUUGGUACUGGACCCUACGCAAACCGCCACAAACUGGCUAGAAGAAUAUCUUCGCGCCAAACAAAGACCUUAUGGUAUAACUACACAAAGCAACGAGCGUUUGAACUACUUGCUUGAGUUGGCGGUACGCUUUGGCAAAGUGCUAAUAGUGCAAGAUUGCCAGCAAGUGCGUCCCCCAUUAUUGCAGCUAUUACAGGGGCGCUUUUAUGUCAAGUUUGGGAAAAAGCUGUUAGAAAUUGGCUCAAAAAUUAUUGACCUGCACGAAAAUUUUCAGCUCAUCCUCUUUUCAAAAACUAAUAAAUUGAGCAUCGAGCCAGAAACAUUAAGUUAUUUGACUUGUAUACCGUUCACUGUAACCGCCGUAGGACUGGCAGAUCAACUCAUGUCAAAAGCUAUCAUAUUGAAGAACCCCGAGCUGGAGCAAAAACGCAUUGAAUUGCUGAAAAAUGAAGGUGUGCUACUUAAACAGCGCAUCGAGUUGGAGGACAAGCUGCUGGAAGAGCUCUCAACUGCACAAGGUGACAUUUUAGAGAAUGAAAAGCUAUUGAGUACACUCAAUGAGGUGAAAGAAAGCAGCAAUUUUAUUGAUAAAUCGCUUAAGGAAAGUGCCUGUCUGAAGGAAUCGCUUCUGUCGGACUACACUCAAUUGCGAGAGCUUUGUUCACAGUCAGCAAAGUUUUACAUCGAGCUUAUUGCCUCAUAUGAGCUACCAGCCUUGGCGUAUAUACAAAUCUUUCUCCAAUCGGUGCAGGCAUUUGAAAGGCCCAGCUCAGUGGCACCAGGUGAUAUCCAAGUCUAUGAAUCACUGGUGUGUGCCACAUACCAAUAUAUAGCACGCUCUACACCACGUACAAGUCACCUUACUUUGGCUUUAUACAUAUGCAAAAGUGCGUAUCCAGAACGAAUGCCUGCAGCAGAAUGGGAAAUGUUUAUCACCAACUUUAUGGUCACAGCUGAUGGCGGCCUUGGAAGUGUUGAUUCUGGCUUAAUACAGUUGCCCGAUUUUAUCAGUAAAGAAUCAGCACUAAAAUUGCAGAUAUUAUUAAAACAAGUACCGCAACUUGAGGAACAGUUGCAAUUGCAGAAUGACUAUGCCUGGCGAAGUUUUGUCGUGGAUCAGACGCAAGAGAUGCCAGGUAAUAUCAAAUCACCUUUUCAUCGCGUACUCAUAGCGCAAAUAUUUCGUAUGGAUUUUGCCUACAUGCAGCUACGUCGGGCAGCUUCAGAAAUUCUGGGCAUAUCUCCAGACUCUGUCGUUCAGCCUACGGUGGAGCAACUUGCCGACGAAAACAAUGAAAACAAACCUAUUCUCGUGAUUACACAACCAGAAAAUGAUCCAGGUACCGAAAUAAAAAGUGUCGCAGCUAAGAAAAUCGGUCUCGAAAAAUACACGGAGCUUUCCGUAGGUCGCGGAAUGGAAUGCCGUGCUUUAAAUGCCAUACGUCAAGCAGCUGAAGUAGGCAAAUGGAUUUGCAUUAAAAAUGUUCAUCUCAUUCCCGAUUGGUUACCAGUGCUUGACCGAGAAUUGGAAGUUUUGCAGAAACGCGAUGGUUUCCGCCUUUGGCUCAUUUGUGAAUCAACGCGUAGGUUCAGCGAAACGAUUAUGUACAAGUUUGUGAAGAUUUUAUAUGAAUCUCCAAGUGGUAUUAAAUACAAAGUUCGUCGUAUGUUGCAAAACUUUACGUUAAGUGAAUUUCGUGGAAUAUCUAGGGAGGCGAAGCUAGUCAAAAUACGUUUUGUGGUUUUUAUUCUUACCGCGGUGCUGCAGGAACGUCGCAAAUACAUACCACAAGGUUGGUCUAAAUAUUAUGAGUUUGGAGAAGCUGAUUUAAAAGCCGCAAUGGAAGUGAUACAUUGGCUAGACUCCAUGAUAUCUGCCGGACGUUGCGAUUGGUUCAUUAUGCAAAGGUUAUGUGAAAAUGUUGCUUUCGGUGGACGUAUCAACAACACCCGUGACUUGCAAGUGCUGCAACGGUAUUUAGAAGAGUUUUGUUCUGCUGAUGUAAUGAACAAUUAUUGGAGUCCAUUGAAUACCAAAAUGAUUGUCCACACAAGUGCACAAGUGCUGGAUUAUUUAAGCACGAUUGCGAAAUUCCCAGACGCGGAGGGUCCAGAAGUAUUUCAGUUGUCGAAUCACACGAAUGUAAGCCGUGAAAUUGAGCAAUCAAAAAAAAUUAUUAGGGAUCUACGCAGAGCUUAUUAUAAAACAGAUAACGCGGAAGAAACAGCUGGCCCUGAUCAGGAAAAGAAUGAAUUGGCUCAGUUAGAGAAACAAAUUAAACCGGUGUUAGCACUUUGGCGCAAGUUGGCUGGUAAAUGUACCGUGCAACGAACCGCCGAUGAAAUGCGGGAAUCUACGCAAGCAGACUCGCCUUGGCAAUUAUUCGUUAUUAGUGAGUUGAAAAUAGCGGUUAGGUGUUUCCAGGAAGUGCACCAAACACUCUCGUUGAUACACAAUUGGUUCAAGUCAUUUUCUAGUAGCACAAAUUCAGAUAUAGACAUAAACUUGUUGCGAGUUUUGGCUGAAAAUCAGGUUCCUGUUUCAUGGUUACGCUGUUGGAGCGGUCCGUCAUCAACUGUUGAUUACAUACGGGCAAUUAUUGUGCGUGUGCAGGCCGCCGAACUGCGCUAUCGUUUGGAACUACAUUUAGAUUUUGGACACACAAUAGACCUCAGAUCCGUUUUCCAUGUCGAAAGAUUACUUUCCAGUCUCAAACUUACAAAUUCACAACAGUUGGAAACAUCUUCCAAAGGGCUCAAGCUGGCGGCCUACGCGGUGAAUGGCAAUGAGCAAAACAGUGGUCAAUCAAAUGUCUCGGUUAUUACAGUGGCACCACUGAAGGUAAAUGUUAAUAAUGCGACACCUCGUCGUUUUAUGCAUUUGUAUAUUUUGCUUAUAGUAAACAAAUACAACUCACUCCACCGAGUAAACGACCUCUCUGAACGCAUCUCUGACGAACGGGGUUUUAGUUGCAAAGUGUUUCGACUAAGGCGGUCAUUGGUUAUUGCCACCGACAUAUGCUUAUGUGCACGAUUUAAUUUAACUUAG